CUUCUCAUAUUAUUCAUCCCUCACAGUGCACACUCGUACUAAGUCUGUCAUUUUUUUUUAUCAAACAGUAGUGAUUCAAGUACUCCACACUAUCAAUGUCUGUCAUGGCCAUGGGAGAAGAUCAACAUGAAGCUCCUCAGAAUCAAUUGAAACCAACCCCCUUGGAAUCCAACUCGAAGACCAAUAAGAAGCGAACUGCCCAAAAACAACAACAAGAAGAAGCUCCCCAACGACAACGAGACAAGCAGUUUCGCGGGGUUCGUAAAAGGCGGUGGGGCCGCUAUGUCUCUGAGAUACGACUUCCUGGUCAAAAGACGCGUAUAUGGUUGGGGUCAUUCGGAUCAGCUGAGAUGGCAGCUCGGGCUUACGACUCGGCGGCCUUGUUUUUGAAAGGCAACUUGGCCUCUCUCAACUUUCCGGACAUGGCCCACUCAUUGCCUCGCCCGGAAUCAUCUUCCAGGAGAGACAUUCAAUCCGCCGCCGCCAAAGCCGCUCUUACACUUUCUGAGAAUAAUCGCUCAGCUUCCGCUUCCACUUCCAGUUCGGAGGAGGACUUUUGGUGCGGCUUUGAUUUCGAUUUCGAUUUCGAUUUCAAUAUGUGUACAACAAGUUCUUCUUUUCAGCAAGUGAAUAAUGCAACAGCUGAAGCUCCCCCGCUAUUCAUGAUGAGUCCACUGAGUUUCGACUCAGUCGAUCUCUCUCAACCUCAACCUCAACCUCAACCUCAAGACUUAACGGGUCUUCCCAUUCCUUCGCCUACUGAUGAUGAACUUUUCUUGGCUUCCUAUUUACAUAUGUGAAUUUUUAUUUUUAUUUUUAUUUUUGAAAGAAGUGAAAUUUUGUUUUAUUUUUUUAAAAAAAUCUUAAUUUCCCAAAUGUAAAAAAUAUAUAUAUAUAUAAGAUAAGGUAACAAAACCAUCCAUGUUAAUAUGAGAAAAUUUAGGCACAAAACUUUUGUUAUAGCUUAAGUUAAUAGAUUAUGAACGAUGGAGAUAAAGUAAAGUAAUGGGUUUGUGUCAAAUUGUAACAAAAGCUGUUAAAUAAAUUGUGAAGCACUGUAUUAAUAUACAAUUUCUACU
This is a messenger RNA of Quercus lobata, 1079 nucleotides long. RefSeq names its product ethylene-responsive transcription factor ERF039-like. The record is from RefSeq and is a predicted model, not a curated record. The transcript has a single exon. NCBI's taxonomy places the organism in Eukaryota, Viridiplantae, Streptophyta, Magnoliopsida, Fagales, Fagaceae. Gene Ontology annotation, molecular function: DNA-binding transcription factor activity; DNA binding. Bases 96 to 800 code for a protein of 234 amino acids. Gene Ontology annotation, biological process: regulation of DNA-templated transcription.